This is a messenger RNA of Phytomonas sp. Hart1, 1314 nucleotides long. The record is from the annotation of a GenBank genome assembly. NCBI's taxonomy places the organism in Eukaryota, Euglenozoa, Kinetoplastea, Trypanosomatida, Trypanosomatidae.
AUGUCUGAUGGGAUCCGCGAGCUUGCGGAGGAGCGGCGACGGCGCUUUCAGCAGCUUCGCGACACCGAGCGGCCCCACUCCACGCCAUGCCCCGACUGCGCGCAGCCGACGUAUUUAACGGAACUUUGCCCCCAAACUGGGCGUUUUCACGGGCUCGAACAUCAAACUCUGGUCGGGGGUGAUUUUGUCCGCGGGAAGAUUAUUUCCUCCUCGGCCUUGAUGGGGGCGAUCGAGCGAACUCGGGUGAAAUGGGUGCCCAGCCGCACCCAACUCGUGAAGGCGGACGCGGCUUCGUUGAAUAUCUUUCAAAGUUUCGCCGCGCAGGUGGGGUGGAAUUUGCAGCGGUAUGGGAUUUUAUACGGCCUGUACGACCCGAUCGGGGCCGUUAUUGAGGUCCACGCCGUGUAUGAGCCGGAGCAGCAUGGCAAUCGCUUUACCUUCGAGAUGAUUCCCGAUCCGAGGCUACCGCGGGUGGAUCAGAUCGCGAGUGGGUUGGGUUUACGACGGGUCGGGGCGAUCUGCACGCACCCCCCGCGGGAUCCCGAGAAGAUUGUGAUGAGCGCUCGCGAGCUUCUGCUCUCCGCGCGCGAGCAAAGCCUUUACGGGGAUGAAUGCGUCCUCCUCACCAUCGCGCCGAACUUGACGGACGGGAUGGUGGAAUGCCAGGCCUGGCAGACCUCUCCGCAGUGCGUGCACCUCUUUCGCGUAGGGUUUUUAGACGAGCCCUCUACCCCUUCCUCUUUUUCAUUUUCCGAGGGGGGGAGUGCGCCUUCCUCGCGGCUUUCCUCUUCGACGACGGGGCAGCCCCCGGCUUCCGCGGGUUCGACAGAGCGGCAAAACCCGCCGUCCCAUUCAAAUCCGAAUAACGGGAAUACCGGAAAUAAUAGCGUAAAUAAUGAGGGGGUGAUCGCGUCGAAGGUGCCUUUGGAGGUCGCGCAGGAGGAUACUGACGGGCGGGGCCAUCGCCGCUGCGUGACCAAAGAGCCCUGCACGCGGGUGGAUACGCGAUGGUUUACGAGCUAUAUCGCGGUCCAGCAAUUCACCUCGGAGGUGGUGCGGGGGGCGUUUAUGCGGAUUUCCCGCCCGGGGAUGCCGCCGCCGACGUUUCAGAAUUUAAAAAACUAUAUGAACGACCCGAAGCGGCGGAAUGAUUCCUUUGCGGAGAAAAUUGCCGAUUUUCACGUGCUCAUUUUUCUCUCCACGGUGUUCUCCGAGAAUGAUGACUUACCAGAGCUAGUACGGAUCGCCAAGGCGAAGCAGAUGUCGGAGGAGGCAAGGAACUAUGAAAUUAUUCUAGGCGAGUAUAUGAAUUAA